Molecule: messenger RNA, 1074 nt
Organism: Acromyrmex echinatior (Panamanian leafcutter ant)
Lineage: Eukaryota; Metazoa; Arthropoda; Insecta; Hymenoptera; Formicidae
Product: EKC/KEOPS complex subunit TPRKB
Biological process (GO): tRNA threonylcarbamoyladenosine modification
Cellular component (GO): nucleus; cytosol; EKC/KEOPS complex
Source: RefSeq, a predicted model, not a curated record
UUUGUAAUUUUCACCUUGUUUAAAGAUAUAGAAUUGACUCUCAAGUGCAUUCUCUCUCAUACAUGCGCGAAACGAAAGAGAAGUAUUUUGAAGUAUUGCUAGAUUCACACUGAAUCCGAUGUGCGUCGUAUGACGUUCUGCAACCAAUCAGAAAAUAGAAUUUUAUUUCGUAUGGACGAUACGAAGCAAAAGCCUGUUUUCUGAUUGAUUGCAGAACGUCGUAUGACGCACAUCGGAUCCAGUGUGAAUCCAGCAUAUGCGAACAAAUCUUACAAAACUGAAAACAUAACCUAAUUAUCUGGCAGCUGUAAACGAUGUGAUAAUAACAGUACAGGUCCUUAUUAGUCGAAAAAUUUCAUUUGCGAAAAAGUUAUACACAUAUAUUGACAUAUCUUCUAGUAGAAGAUCCUCAGCAACCAGAGUCGAUUGGUACACUGUCGACAAUGUCGUCUGACAUAAUUGAUGAAACCGUCGAGUUAGACCCAGUAACUGGUUUAUAUUGCACGAUGUCUUUGUUUACCAAUGUCACAAAUAUCGCUGAACUACGCGAGAAACUCAUUACCGAGAAGCUUGAUUGUUGCAUGGUAAAUGUUGCAAUCAUUGUAGAUACUUUUCAAGCGGUGGUAGCUGCCAAUAAAGCCGCCCUCAAUGCUACGCGAAAGCAACUGGUUACAAAAAACAUAAAUACAGAAGUCUUAUUUAGCAUGUCUUUGUCAGAUAGCAUAAUUUGUGCCUUGGAUGAGUUUGGUCUUAGUGAUGACGUUAAAAAUCUCCUGAUGAUAAUGAUACACAAGGACGGUGAAGAAAAAGCUAUGCUGGAGAAGAUCUCAGAAAAUGUUAAGGGAAACAAAGUAUCCAUUUCAAACCUGAAGAAAUUUACAGAUGAAAAUCAUGUUAAAGAAACUUACGCCAUCAAUGUUAUCGAACAGCAGAAUUCUAAUAUUCUUGAUAUUAUUGUUUCGAAGAUUAGUGGCUCUACAUUAUUUCCACCAAAGAAUCGAAAUAGAAGGCGUAUAUCAUAUGAACAAUGUGAACAGAAGAGUUGACAAUAUGCUAAUACAGAAUAAUUAUUAA